Molecule: messenger RNA, 3115 nt
Organism: Hemibagrus wyckioides
Lineage: Eukaryota; Metazoa; Chordata; Actinopteri; Siluriformes; Bagridae
Gene: trip10a
Product: thyroid hormone receptor interactor 10a
Exons: 16
Coding region: 236-2023 (595 amino acids)
Biological process (GO): signal transduction
Molecular function (GO): protein binding
Source: RefSeq, a predicted model, not a curated record
AGCCUGUUGAUCCAUUUUAGGGUUUUUUUUUGCAACGAAAAUUUCCUGGACAACGGAAAAGUCGCUGUUUUCUUUAAGCUGGCUCUUCGAGUCCUGGUUUAUCAUGUAUGAAGUUAAACCACAAACACACAAAGGAAUAUCUGUUUUUUAGGGUUAAUUUCGCUGUUUUGUGCUCCGGUGACGUUAGCGAAGUUUUUAAUUCGAGCAACAGUUUAGAGCUGAUAAGGAGGCGACCAUGGACUGGGGAACAGACCUCUGGGACCAGAAUGAUGUCAUCGAGAAGCACACACAGUCAGGCCUGGACCUGGUGGAUAAAUACAUCAAGUUUGUAAAGGAGCGCACGGAGAUCGAGCAAGGCUACGCCAAGCAGAUAAGGAAUCUAACAAAGAAGUAUAGCCCAAAACGAGGCAGCAAGGAGGAGCAGGAAUGCAGAUUUUCAAACCACCAAGCUUUCCUGGACAUCCUGAACGAGAUGAACGACUAUGCAGGACAGAGGGAGCUGAUCGCUGAGAACAUGAUGAUGAACAUCUGCAUCGAGCUCACCAAAUACCUGCAGGAUCUCAAACUAGAGCGCAAGUCGCAUCUGUCUGAGGCCAAAAAAGCUCAGCAGGGGUUAGAGUGCACCUACAAGCAGCUCGACAGUAGUAAAAAACGCUUUGAAAGGGAGUGGAAGGAAGCGGAAAAGGCGGCGCAGUAUGCAGAAAAGACAGAUCAGGACAUCAAUGCUACAAAAGCAGAUGUGGAAAAGGCUAAACAGCAGGCUCAUAUGCGUACACACAUCGCAGAAGAGUGUAAGAACGACUACGCUGCUCAGCUGCAGAAAUACAACAAGGAGCAGAACCAGUUCUACUUCACUGACAUGCCACAAAUCUUCAAUAAGCUGCAGGACAUGGAUGAAAGGCGUGUGCGGAAGCUAUCACAAGCCUACAUCCUGUUUGCCGAUACGGAAAGGCAAGUCAUGCCAAUCAUCGGGAAGUGCCUGGAGGGCAUCACCAGAGCUGGCACCAGUGUUAAUGAGAAAAAUGACUCCAUUGUUCUCAUAGAGCAGCACAAAUCAGGUUUUGAGCGUCCUGGCGAUCUAGAGUUUGAGGACUACAGUCAGGGCAUCAACCGAGCCUCAUCUGACAGCAGCCUGGGCACGCCCAAAGGCCCGCUGGAUCUGCUGGGCAAAAACAAGAGCAAACCUUUCUGGCUGUUCAGUAAGAAGAGCAAGCCUUCCUCUUCCCCACUCACGCCCUUCUCCACACCCCCCGCCCCCUCACCUGCUAACGGACCCCCUUCCCCCAAGUUUGCCCGGGAUCCCCUGUCCUACUGUUUGAAGGAGAUCAAUAAGACAGUCAAGCCGCGAAUCUCGUCCUUCCGGACCCUUCGCCGAACGAAGUAUACCCUGGAGAGGAUCACGCCGGCUGCCACAGAGGAUUUUGGUCAUCUUCCCCCAGAGCAGAGGAGGAAACGACUGCAACAGAAGAUCGAUGACAUCAACAAGGAGCUGCAGAAGGAACUAGACCAAAGCGAGGCUCUGGGGAAGAUGAAAGACGUUUAUGAGAAAAAUCCCCAGAUGGGCGAUCCUGCUAGUCUGGCACCGCAAAUCAACCAGACAACUCACAACAUCGAAAAGCUCAGAGGGGAACUUAACAAAUACGAGUCAUGGCUCGCAGGAGCCGGGGGAAGAGGAGACCCCACUCUUCGCUACUCCACUCACUCCCUGAACAACAACGGUGGCCACAAUGCAUACAGUCCUGAUGGAGCCCAUUCAGACGAGAACACCCCCGACCCCUCUCAGGCCAUCUACGCCGAGUUUGAUGAUGACUUCGAGGAAGAGGAACUGUCUGCUCCCAUCGGCCAAUGCACAGCGCUGUACAACUUCCCAGGCUCUAGCGAGGGCACGAUCUCCAUGCAGGAAGGCGAGGUGUUGGCCGUAGUGGAGGAGGACAAAGGUGACGGAUGGACACGAGUGAGGCGAAACAACGGAGAUGAAGGCUACAUCCCUACCUCCUACGCCAACAUCACACUCAACAAGUGACCCAGACAGUGCUGUCCCUGACACGAGGAGCAACUCCCCAUCAUCACGGCAUAUCAUUUGGCUCAGAACACUGCAGAGAAAGAGAAAAAGAAACAUGCCAUGCAUCUGACAGAUUCCCGUCAGGUCAGCCAAAAAGAGCAUGAGAAUGCUGUUAGCGUUUUUUGUUCAACCCCCCCUUGUUCUCCUCCUCCUUCUUCUUCUACUUGUCUAGACGCCUGAGCUGCAGUGAGCGUAUAUACAUGCUUGAGCUGCUGUUCGGGUCUCGCUCGGCCUGUGAGACAUCAGCUGUCUGCCAUCAUCAAACAAAGACGAACCACAGGGGAGGAUGUUUGAGUGCUGUAGCCGAACAGGACGUACGCUCACAACACACAUUUUGCCAAGUGUGUAUGUGGAGAGAAUGGCAAUGCAGUCUGGUGCUACAAGGAGGAGGACAAUAAUUAACCGUAACACUUCUUUCUCUCUGUCCUUGAUCAAAAAGCCUUUAGUUUCUCGGCCUUCGCGUUUAAACGUUCCUUUUAACGGACACACAGACCAACGAGCACCGAACCUUUGCAAACGCUUGCCUGUAUGUUCAUCUAUAACAGAACGAAUGUGUGUGUAUGUUGGAGAGAGCGAGCUGUAUGAACCAGUUAGAAUGGUUUAAACUUUGUUUUAGACAAAAUAUAAAAAAAAAAAUAUAUUUUUUUUUCUUAAAAUUAAAACGCUACACACUCUGCAGUACAAAAGUUUUAAGACAAUCACCGUAGACAGGUUUAGUUUAAAUGACUGCUUUUUACAAACCAUGGCUGCAUAUUACACAAAUACGAUAAUGUUUGGGAAAAAAAAUCAUAAUUUAUUGUGUGUGUGGUCACAAUUGCACAAGUUGUAACUGUAUACACAAACACACACACACACACACACACACACACAGCAAAAAUCACAGUUUAUCAACAGCUAAGGUGUAAAUUAAAAAAAAAAAACAGCUAUAAAAAGAUGUGCCAUGUUUGAACACGUCCAUAUUUAUAUAAUGUAUAAAAUAUAUUUUAGAUAUCGUGACACCACUUUUGUCCACCGGCUUUUUAUGCUUAAGGAAUAAAAUAUUGUGUAGUCUCA